GCCCGCGCUGGAGCCGGGCUCGCUCCCAGCCAGCGAGCCAGGCAGCGCCGCCUCGGGAGGGGGCUCCCCGGCCCCCUUCCCUAGCCGGGUUCUCCAGGCGUCCGGUCUUCCCCGGAGAAGGCGGAGUCCCGGCUGCAAGGUCUGGAAACCAGCAACCGAGAACGCCCGGGUCCCGGAGCCAACAGGGCUCCCUCAAAAGGGUAUUCGGCAACGUCCGUGAGGCUGGCUUCCAGUGCCAGGCUCUGGGCAAAGCGCUUAGCACGCAUCAGGACUCAUUCAUUACUCCUCACCGCCGUCCUGGGAGGUAGGUACCGUUAUUACUCCGCUGGACUCCAUUGAAUGGGGAAAUCGAGGCUGAAAGAGGCGAGGUAAGUAACCCAUGAGCAACCUGUGUGGAAUUGGGAUGCGACCCAGGUCUGCCUUCCUCCUUGGAUUUCACAGCUGAGAAUUAAGAGGGAGCGCUUAUGCAAAGUGCCAGGCACACUCCCUAAUGUCUCUUCCUUCCUUCCUUCAGGAAGUUUGGGCUGGGACCCCAAAGACCUGGGUGCGAGAAGCGGGCCCCCUGAGGGGAGUGGGCUGAGGGCUGGCCGGGCUCCCCUCCCUUCGCAGAGCCCAGGGUACCCCUCGGCUGCAGCGGCUCCUGAGCUCAUGGAGCCCUCGGCAGCCCCAGGGGCCCAGACGGAGGUCCCCACUGGUAGCGGGGAAGCGUCCCGCGUGCCUCCAGACUACGAAGACGAGUUUCUCCGCUAUCUGUGGCGCGAUUAUCUGUACCCGAAGCAGUACGAAUGGGUCCUCAUCGCAGCCUACGUGGCCGUGUUCCUCGUGGCCCUGGUGGGCAACACUCUGGUCUGCCUGGCCGUAUGGCGGAACCACCACAUGAGGACCGUCACCAACUACUUCAUUGUCAACCUGUCCCUGGCUGACGUGCUGGUGACGGCUAUCUGCCUCCCCGCUAGCCUACUAGUGGACAUCACCGAGUCCUGGCUCUUUGGCCAUGCCCUCUGCAAAGUCAUCCCCUAUCUACAGGCCGUGUCAGUGUCAGUGGCAGUGCUGACUCUCAGCUUCAUCGCCCUGGACCGCUGGUAUGCCAUCUGUCACCCACUGUUGUUCAAGAGCACUGCCCGGCGUGCCCGUGGCUCCAUCUUGGGCAUCUGGGCCGUGUCCCUGGCUGUCAUGGUUCCCCAGGCUGCUGUCAUGGAAUGCAGCAGUGUGCUGCCUGAACUGGCCAACCGUACCCGGCUCUUCUCUGUCUGUGACGAACGCUGGGCAGAUGACCUCUACCCCAAGAUCUACCACAGUUGCUUCUUCAUUGUCACCUACCUGGCCCCACUGGGCCUCAUGGCCAUGGCCUAUUUCCAGAUCUUCCGCAAGCUCUGGGGCCGCCAGAUCCCAGGCACCACCUUGGCACUGGUACGGAACUGGAAGAGACCCUCGGACCAGCUGGAGGACCAGGGGCAGGGCCCCAGUGCACAGCCCCAGCCCCGGGCCCGCGCCUUCCUGGCCGAGGUGAAGCAGAUGCGGGCUCGGAGGAAGACAGCCAAGAUGUUAAUGGUGGUGCUGCUGGUCUUCGCCCUCUGCUACCUGCCCAUUAGUGUCCUCAAUGUCCUCAAAAGGGUGUUCGGGAUGUUCCGCCAAGCCAGCGACCGCGAAGCUGUAUACGCCUGCUUCACCUUCUCCCACUGGCUGGUGUAUGCCAACAGCGCCGCCAACCCCAUCAUCUACAAUUUCCUCAGUGGCAAAUUCCGGGAGCAGUUUAAGGCUGCCUUCUCCUGCUGCCUGCCUGGCCUGGGUCCCUGCAGCUCUCUGAAGGCCGCCAGUCUCCGCUCCUCUGCCAGUCACAAGUCCUUGUCCUUGCAGAGCCGGUGCUCCGUCUCCAAAGUCUCCGAGCACGUGGUGCUCACCAGCGUCACCACAGUGCUGCCCUGAGGGAGGGCUCCCUGGAGGCUCUGGCAGGUGCUGCGGGCCCUGCCUGGGCUGCUCCUCCAGCUCCUGGUAUUCAUCCCCGUGCCUCCUAGAGAGGCUGCUGGAUGCAGUGAGAGGCUGGGGCAGUCCUGGUUUCUCCCAUGUGACUCUGGGCAAGUCGUUCUCCCUCUCUGAGCUUGUGAUCCCUAGGCAGGGUUGACAUGAGGCUUAAGCAUGCUCUAGAGAGUGGAAAGCUCUUUGUCAACUGUGAAGUGCUGUGGACUUGGUUGCUGUUGUACCUCUCUCACUUGGCCAAACCCUACGGUAUCAUCCACCCCCAUCAUCCUUCCAGAGCUUGGCCUUCCUCCCAAAGAACUUUCUCCUGCCCAAUUAUAAGCCUUCCCUGGAGUCUGCUCUAAAGAUCUCCACAGGUGUUUCCAUCUGGUCCAGGGGCUCCCUAAUGCCCAGGGCUGCACUUGGCCAGCUGCUUUGUGCCCGUUGAACCAAUCUGGACCCAGGCCUUCCCCGGUGGGCCCAUGAGCACAGCCCCAUGUCACCAGGUGCCCAGUGCACACACCAUAGCUGGAACUUGUUGCCUUUGUGGUGUGAUAAAACAUCUACGUGUGGCCAUUCAGCUUGGAGGCCAGCAGGCCAAAGCAAUUGUAAUUAAAAGCCUGGCACUGAAUGUUCCCUUUCCCUGUCAUUACACAAAAUCUGUGCUGCUUAGGUUAGGAGUGGAGGAAGGUGGGGCAGCUGCAGGAGGUUAAGACAAGAAGACACUGGAAUACUGCUAUCUGUUGCCCCCUACCCCCAUUGGAUCCCAGAUGGACUCAGAGUCAGGCCUCGAGGACACUCAGUGCUGCCUCUGCAGUGGUGCCAAACCCGGUGCCCAAGACCUUAAUCUUUGACACAUUUGUUUGCUUCCCGCUUGGUGGUCUCUGGAAGGAUAAAAAGAGAAAGCCACAGACUUGGCUGGACGUGCUCCGGCUGCCACCAGGCUGAUUACAGGGCUGCCAGAGGCCCUGAUCCUCGUUGCCAGAGCAAGAUGGGAGUGCAGUCUGGAGUGCUGUCUGCUGAGGAAUGGGGG
Messenger RNA from Sciurus carolinensis (gray squirrel), 2989 nucleotides. It is a transcript of the gene Hcrtr1, whose product is annotated as hypocretin receptor 1. Gene Ontology annotation, molecular function: orexin receptor activity. Gene Ontology annotation, cellular component: membrane. The record is from RefSeq and is a predicted model, not a curated record. Gene Ontology annotation, biological process: feeding behavior; G protein-coupled receptor signaling pathway. NCBI's taxonomy places the organism in Eukaryota, Metazoa, Chordata, Mammalia, Rodentia, Sciuridae. Bases 649 to 1926 code for a protein of 425 amino acids. The transcript is spliced from 9 exons.